AUGAGUAAGAGUCUAAAGCCGGCUGAUCGAUACUCCCUAGUUGAGACCACACCUUUAGAAAUGAAAGGAGUCAAGGAUGGCGAAUUGGAUUGUCCAAAGAGAGGUGGGCCGCCUUGGAAAAUCGCAAAACUCAUGGUAUGUCAAAAUAGCAAAGAAGAGUCAAAAUGGAGCAAAAAGAGUCAAAUCACCAAGUUCCCAAGUCUAGAGCACCAAAUCUAUUUCUCGCUAAAGACCAAACCGGAGCAUCCGAAGUACGACCGCAUAUUCAUGCCUUCCCGACGUCCAAAAGUCAUGAUUCUUAUAUGGAAAGAUAGAUAUUUGAGUCAUGACCCGCGGCGAAGUGGAAAGAGGUCAUUUGGAUCACUCGUUGGACCGGAACUUAUUUUCUACCAAGACAUGUCCGACGAGCGCCUAAGUAGAGCCCAUGGAGACUUUGAUGGAUCAAGAGGCCCGAGAUACCGCGCCCAAGGCCUUGGCUCGUCUUGA
This is a messenger RNA of Microthlaspi erraticum, 486 nucleotides long. The record is from the annotation of a GenBank genome assembly. NCBI's taxonomy places the organism in Eukaryota, Viridiplantae, Streptophyta, Magnoliopsida, Brassicales, Brassicaceae.